CGCGCUCUUAUUCUUCUUCCGAUAUUCUCCCAUCUCCCUCACCAUUAUGUUCUCUCUGACCACCAUCUCUUUCUAGCUUUCUCCCCAUCUUUGUCUCCUUCCCUUGCGAAUUGUCAUGUUACCACCCCACUCACGCAUUCUCUCCAUAGUCCAAAAACUCCAGAGUGCUCCAUUUCAAACCUCUCCAUCAUUGCACAUUUAUGCCCGCAUUUGCCCUCCCCACCCUCCAUCCUUAUCUCCAAACACUAAGUUACUGCUGCAUUUACCAAGAUACCGCUUCAUCCCAGGUUCCCAACUUUCAUAUCAAGACCCCACCACCCUCCCAAGCUCAAAGUUACCAAACUGUCCUCAAAAACCACCGCCUUUAGCUUCAUUACCUUCCUCGCCUCCAUGAAUCCCACAACUGAAACAGAGCACCUCCCACCCCUCCCCACCACCACCACCAGGAGCUUGAAGAGAGCCCACCCCAUGGCUUCAGCCCGAGGCUCCAAGACCUCCCCCUCUUCUCCCUCCUCCUCUUCUUCUCCCCCUUCCUACUACUCUCCCAGUAUCACCCACCUGGACUAUGACCGCCUCUUCUCCAUCCUCCACCUCCUCCCCCCUGAGUCCAUCCUCUCAUUCUCCAUGACCUGCAGGAGGCUCAGAUCUUUAGCCUCCUCAGACUCUCUCUGGGAGUCCAUAUGCAGGAGGGAUUGGGGCAGCAGCGUCGUGGACGCCCUCCUCGCCUCCUUCUCUGCCCGCGAGAGGAGGGAGUUGUCUUGGAAGAGGCUCUACCGGCAAGUUUCCCAGCUGGGCUCGCUCUCUUGCCGCAGGUUAUCGUGCAACGAUGGGAUCUUUCCCAAGCCCCGGGCCUCCCACUCCCUCAAUUUCGUCUCCGAUUGGCUCGUUCUCUUCGGUGGGGGCUGCGAAGGAGGGCGCCAUUUGGAUGACACAUGGGUGGCAUACAUUGGAAAUGGAUUCAACAGGGUACUAAGUUGGCAGCAUGUCAAUUCAGGCAUCCCAAGCGGACGUUUUGGACAGACCUGCACCCUAGUCGGCGACUCCCUCGUUCUCUUUGGUGGCAUCAAUGACAAUGGAGUCCGCCUAAAUGAUACGUGGGUUGGGCGAGUCAAGUGCGAAGGACCACUUGAGCUCAAGAUCUCAUGGAGACUACUUGAUGUGGGCCCCCUUGCACCUCCUCCUCGUGGAGCCCAUGCCGCAUGCUGCACUGGAGACAGGAGAGUGGUGAUCCAUGGAGGGAUUGGACUGUCCGGCCUACGACUGAGUGAUACUUGGCUUCUGGAUCUAUCGGAUGACCUUAGAUCUGCUAGAUGGCAUCAGAUCCCAAAUGUCCAGCCAUCACCUCUGCCUCGUUCAGGCCAUUCACUGACAUGGAUUGGUGGGACCUGCAUGGUUCUUUUUGGCGGAAGGGGCUCACGUUAUGAGGUGCUCAAUGAUGUAUGGCUCUUUGACAUCGGUGGAGACCAUCCUGAAUGGAAGGAGCUCAAAUAUGAUCUAUCCAAUGUACUGGGUGAGAUGCCCCUUCCACGGGUCGGUCACUCGGCUACACUCAUAUUGGGAGGCAGGGUUCUGAUAUAUGGUGGAGAAGAUUCACAGAGGCACCGGAAAGAUGACUUCUGGCUUUUAGAUAUUAGUUCUCUAAUGAGGUUUCGGUCAGUUAGUCCUAAGAAAACAUCAAGAAUAAUGUGGAAGAAGUUGCAGGUUGAAGGGCAGUGCCCUGAUUACAGGUCAUUUCAUGGGGCAUGCACCGACCGGUCAGGGCGGUACGUUUACAUGUUUGGUGGGAUGGUCAAUAGCGUUGUUCAUCCUGCUGAAGCCUAUGGGUUGAAGUUUGAUGGGGAGCUGUAUCAAGUGGAGCUUGUGCUGCAGUUGUGAAGCAUAGAAACAUAAGUCCAGUUACUGUAGUCAUGUGCUGCAGUUUAUUGUACUAAAGAGACUGUCAUCAGAGUAUCAGAGUGCUGAAUCUAAUGUAUAGAUACCAGUAAUCUGAUGAGAUGCAGCUCGCUGUCAGCACCUAUCAGCUAAAAUCCUUAUUCUUUUAUGCAGGCUAAAUUUUCCAACUGUAUUUCUUCAAAAGGUGCAGGAAAGUUUGUUCUGCUUUAA
Molecule: messenger RNA, 2103 nt
Organism: Phoenix dactylifera (date palm)
Lineage: Eukaryota; Viridiplantae; Streptophyta; Magnoliopsida; Arecales; Arecaceae
Product: Kelch repeat-containing F-box family protein
Molecular function (GO): protein binding
Source: RefSeq, a predicted model, not a curated record